This is a messenger RNA of Paramacrobiotus metropolitanus, 2776 nucleotides long. RefSeq names its product DNA ligase 1-like. Gene Ontology annotation, biological process: DNA repair; lagging strand elongation; DNA biosynthetic process. The coding region runs from base 262 to 2430 and encodes 722 amino acids. The record is from RefSeq and is a predicted model, not a curated record. NCBI's taxonomy places the organism in Eukaryota, Metazoa, Tardigrada, Eutardigrada, Parachela, Macrobiotidae. Gene Ontology annotation, cellular component: mitochondrion; nucleus. The transcript has 18 exons. Gene Ontology annotation, molecular function: ATP binding; DNA binding; DNA ligase (ATP) activity.
AUACUUUAUAAACAGAACAAAUCCGCCUGUACUUUCCUUAUUUUUGCAAACUGAUUACUGGUUACUAAUAAUAUCAUAAAUUCAUAAUAAAAUAAAAACGUAAGUUGGUUGCGAUUUUGGUUAUUCGUUAUUGAUGAAACAUUGUAUCUGCAUUGAGAAAAUCGGUUUAUUCCAGCCACUGGUCCGCCGAGUUCUUGGGUAUCUGCUCGCUCGUUGUCAGCUGUGAUUGUGUGACACACUGACAACACUAGUUCGCGACUGAUGCGUUCGUUUUUGUCACGAGCGGUAAUUACCGUAUGUGCGCCACAGCCUUUUGUUGGAUAUUUCUGGAAAAACUGUUCGCUGUUGGUCGAAAACAGGAGUUGUAGAUUCACCAUGGCGCAGACUUCAAUUACGUCAUUUUUCACAAAAUCUUCCGAUGCUGCCAAGAAAUCCCCAUUAAAACCAGGAGAUAAAUCGGAGGCUAAUGCUGGCAAAACAUCUGCAACGUCUGAUAAUCGGGAGAGCCAGUAUGAUCCCAGUGCGGAAUCUUAUGAUCCCUUGACUGAUGCCUGCUGGCAGAAAGGAGAGAAAACACCAUAUAUCGCUCUUGCCAAGACGUUUGACACCAUUGAAAAGAUAUCUUCGCGUUUGACAAUUAUACGGACCAUGCGGAAUUUUUUUCGUUCGGUUAUAUUGUUGAGUCCGGAUGAUUUAGUGCGAUGCCUGUACUUGAGUUUAAAUAAAAUCGCUCCAUCGUGGGAAGGACUGGAAUUGGGGGUGGGAGACAGCAUAGUCAUGAAGGCGAUUGCCGAUGCUACAGGGAAAACCGUGCCAGAACUUAAGAAAUUGAAAGAACAAGAAGGGGAUCUUGGGUCUGCGGCUGCACUUUCUCGGAAUACACAGCGAACGCUGGUGGCCUCGAAAAAACUCACUAUAGAGAACGUUUUCCAAAAGUUUCGGGAAAUCAGCAAAAUAUCAGGGAAUGCGUCUCAAAAAAGGAAAAUCCAGCACAUCACGAGUAUGCUUGUGGCCGGAAAGCCAGUUGAAGCGAAGUUUAUUGUGCGGGCUUGUAAGGGAGGCAUGCGUAUUGGUCUAGCAGAGAAAUCCGCUUUGAUAGCCCUGGCACAUGCUGCCCUUAUGGUGGAACAAGAUGAUGGAAAGAAAAAAGCCAAGGAUGAUAACAUCAAAAAAGCUGAAGAAACCAUAAAAAAUGCAUUUAAUGAAUAUCCGGAUUAUGAUUUUCUUGUGUCUGCUCUUUUGCGCGGGGGUUUGGAUGAAGUUCAGCGGGUUUGCCGGAUAAGAGCAGGAAUACCCGUGAAGCCGAUGUUAGCUCAUCCUUCGAAAGGGAUCGAUCUCGUUAUGGCUCGAUUGGGUGAUUUGGAAUUCGUGGUUGAAUAUAAAUAUGAUGGAGAGCGCUUACAGGUGCACAAACAGGACACAGCAAAAAUCACCAUGUUCAGUCGUAAUCAGGAAGACCACACACAAAAAUUCCCGGAACUUGUCGCUAGAAUUCCCACCCAUUUAAAAGCUGGUGUGGAAUCUUUCGUUCUGGAUAGUGAAGUGGUGGCGUGGGAUUUGGUUGAAAAGAAAAUCCUCCCUUUUCAAGUUCUUAGUACGCGGAAACGUAAGAACGUUGGGGAAGCAAAAGAUGUGACCGUCCAGGUUUGCGUGUACGCUUUUGAUCUGCUGUAUUUCAACGGUGAAUCAUUGAUCUCCACUCCUCUGCGCCGCAGACAAGAACUUCUACGUGAAAAUUUCAUCGUAACACCUGGAGAAUUCAUGCUAGCCCAGAGUUUGGUAUCCAGCGAUCCGGAGGCAUUGCAGAUAUUUAUGCAGGAAGCAAUUCAGAACAGCUGUGAAGGCCUUAUGGUUAAAGCACUGGAUAAACCAUAUGAAAUUUCGAAAAGGUCCAACAAUUGGCUAAAGUUGAAAAAGGAUUAUCUGGAUACCAUUGGAGACACUGUCGAUGUUACCGUUAUUGGUGCAUUUUUUGGCUCGGGAAAACGGGCUGGGACAUUUGGAUCGUAUAUUUGUGCUGUUUACGAUCCCGAUCGCAAUGAGUACCAGACUUUAUGCAAGCUUGCCACCGGAUUGUCAGACGAAAACUUGGAAACGUUUACCAAAUUUUUCCAAGACAAAGUAAUAUCGAAACCACUGCACACCUAUCGCCAGAAAAUUAAACCUGAUGUAUGGUUUGAACCCGUGCAAGUAUGGGAGAUUAAGGGUGCCGAUUUGUCCGUUUCUCCAGUACAUACUGCAGGCAUUGGCCGAGCCGAUCCAGAGAAAGGAAUAUCUCUCCGCUUUCCGCGUUUCAUAAAGAUACGCAAUGAUAAGCAACCCGAAGACAGCACCACUGGCGAUGAAAUUUUUGGAUUAUACCGGGAUCAAGCGGCGCGGCAAGAAAAGAGCAAAGAAGAGGCUGUGGCUUCUGAUGAUGAUGAUGAAUAAAUUAUUAUAAACGAACAGCUUGUGCAAGGACUUUGAAUUUAGCUCCCUUUUUUGUUGUGAUAGCCCAUUCUGCUGUUGUGUUAUGGCAGAUUAUUACUUGUUAAAACAUAUCGUUAAAACAUAUCGUUUUGUUUUACAGAUGCUCUGUAACUUGUACGUUUUGAACAGAAUUUUCUAAAUAACCAUCUCGUAUUGACGAUGUAAUAGUUAGUUCUAUGGUUUCUACUGAUUCCUGUGUCGUGGAUUGAUCAGAAGCUGUAGACAGUCCACCGGCAAUAGCAGGCUUCCAGUCUGCUGUGGGCCAGCUCAAAAUCGUUAUGCGCUGUAAUAAAGGAACCAUGAGCGA